Kwoniella botswanensis is the source of this 1482-nucleotide messenger RNA. RefSeq lists its product as uncharacterized. The transcript has 9 exons. Bases 1 to 1482 code for a protein of 493 amino acids. Gene Ontology annotation, molecular function: transmembrane transporter activity. Lineage: Eukaryota; Fungi; Basidiomycota; Tremellomycetes; Tremellales; Cryptococcaceae. Gene Ontology annotation, biological process: transmembrane transport. The record is from RefSeq and is a predicted model, not a curated record. Gene Ontology annotation, cellular component: membrane.
AUGUCCCCUUCUUCAACUUCAGCUGCUGGGGAUAUCGAAUUAGCAGCUAUAUCAAUCCAAAACCCCCCUGUUCAACCAGAAUCUACCAAUCCAUUUGCUACACCUUCGGCAUCUCAGACAUUUGACUUUCCCGUCUCCUCCUCAUCAUCGUCCGAUCCAAGAUCGUCGACUACUCAACCCGCGUCGUCCCACCAAUCUGUAAACGAACCCGAAGAAGAACGGGAAGCGAUCAACCCCACUGAAGCUCUCCCUCCCGUAGAUUCAGGACGACAGGCCUGGCUCUUCUUAAUCGCAGCGACAUAUAUAGAAUUGAUCAUAUGGGGUUUACCAUUUUCCAUCGGUGUUUUGCAUGUGUACUGGACCAACACGUUGUUUAAAGGUCAGGGUGAAUCGACGAUCACUCUCGCCGCGACGCUUCAAACGGGUUUGAGUUAUAUGACUGUAGCUGUAUCUGGACCGAUAUUCACUACUUUCCCAAGAUAUACAAAGACACUUCAAUUGGUAGGGUUGAUGAUGGCUUCUAUUUCCAUGAUAGCCAGUGCGUUUGUGACCAAACCAUGGCAUCUUAUCGUGACUAUCGGUGUGUUCUACCCUAUGGCUAGUGCUACCUACUUCCCAUGUGCGACCUGGAUAUUCGAAUGGUUCCAUGCCCGACGUGGUUUUGCCUCAGGUGUGAUGUACUCCGGUACAGGCCUAGGUGGAUUCGUAUUUCCAUUUUUGAUGCAAGGUCUAUUGGGUAGAUUCGGUUAUAAGACCGCUAUGAUCUCUUUGGGGUUGGGAUACGCUAUCACCGGCAAUAUAGCUUUAUUGGCUAUCAAACGACGUAUUCCUCUAUCAAGGUAUGAUCAAAACUCGAUGACACCCAGGAGAAGACCCAGAGUAGAUUGGUCGUUUAUACGGAGAAGUGCGCUUUAUCUGGCUAUCUCAACUAUUGGUUUGACUAGUAUGGGUAACUUCAUCCCUAGUUUGUGGUUGCCUUCAUUUGUCGAUGAAAUCGGGAUGACCAAACCUAAUGGAACAGUCCUAAUUGCUAUUCUAAACGCCGCUUCUGUUCCUGGAAAUGCAUUGCUCGGAUACCUGUCAGAUCGAUUACCCCUAAAAUGGACAGUCUUGAUAUCCUGCUUGGGCAGCGCACUCUCCUGUGCCUUCUUAUGGGGAUUCGGAACCAAUAGUGGCGUCUUGGUGUCCUUCGCUGUCACUUUCGGUCUGUUGGGGUUAAGCUUUACCACACUCUGGACGAAGAUGGUCGGUGCUGUGUCGAGAGAUGACCCUGUAGUCACCGGUUUGACGUAUUCCAUAUUCGCUUUUAUGAGGGGCGUAGGGAAUAUGAGUUCUGGUCCAAUUUCUGAUCAAUUACUGAAAGUUGGAGUAUUGAGAGGUGCGACGGGUGCUUAUGGGUUUCACAACUAUGGUAUCUUGUUGAUAUAUACUGCAGUGACGAUCUUGAGUGGAGGAGUCACAGGUCUGAUGCUCAAAGAAUAA